UUCAGAGCUUGUGCAGAAAACAUUGUUUUCAUGUGUGAUUUUAUUAAAUUGAAUCAACAUGGAUAUUAAAUCAUUUCUCUUCGAAUAUUGCUCAAAAAACAAAACCGAACCCAAGUUCGAUGUGCGGCCUACAGGACCAAAGAACCGGCAGCGCUUCCUGUGCGAAGUACGCCUAGACCAGUGUCCUUAUGUAGGGGUUGGAAACUCCACCAACAAAAAAGACGCCGAAAAGAAUGCGUCGCGUGAUUUUGUUAACUAUUUGGUGCGCGUGGGCAAAUUGAAUGCAAAUGAUGUCCCUGGCGAGGCAACUGCGCCACCAUCGGUCGCUGGAGGCGGGGGUGGCGGAAGCGUUGAUGCUAGUGGUGUUGGUGGUCAGCAACAUCGUGUAUUUGGUGACAAGUCAGGACCUCGCGACUUGGGUGAGGCUUAUCGUCCCGUGGGUGGCGAUCGCUUCAGCGUAAUAGAUCAUGUCCAGGAGCAAAAGGACAUGAACGAAGCAGAGUCCAUUGAUGUAAACGCAGCCAUUCACGGCAACUGGACCAUUGAAAAUGCCAAAGAUCGGCUGAACAUAUACAAGCAAACGAAUGGCAUUAAGGAUGACUACAAGUAUAUGCCAGUGGGACCUGACCACGCUAGGAGUUUCAUGGCCGAACUAUCUAUCUAUGUGCCCGCACUGAAACGUAAAGUAACUGCCCGUGAAACUGGUUCCAACAAGAAGGCCGCUAGCAAAUCGUGUGCUCUCUCCUUAGUGCGUCAACUAUUCCACUUGAAGGUCAUUGAAGCGUUCAGUGGCACGCUUAAAAAGAAAAAGGACGAAGAACUGAAGCCAUAUCCAGUGAAAUUGGCACCACAAUUAGUUGAUCAGGUCGACAGCGUCAUCAAAGCUCUGGAUUUGCCCGUUGUCAGUCCGCGAAACAUUAAAGUGGAGACCGAUAGCGCUCCUAUUUCAUUGAUUGUGAACGUUAACAAAAUUGCCGACCAGCAAACAAGCAGCGAUCAACGUAAGGAAGGCGCUGUCAUUCCCUGGGCACCCCCGCAACAAAACUGGAAUGCCUGGCAUGCAUGCAACAUAGACGAGGGAGAAUUAGCCACCACGUCCAUAGAUGAUUUGUCGAAUGAAUUCGAACGCAAGUUACGGGAUAGACGCCAAAUGGAUCCCGAGUAUAAGCAGUUUUUGGAAUUUCGUGACAAACUGCCAAUCGCGUCCAUGCGUUCUGAAAUAAUGACCGCCAUCAAUGAGAAUCCCGUGGUGAUUAUACGCGGCAAUACUGGCUGUGGCAAGACCACACAGAUAGCACAAUACAUUCUGGAUGAUUACAUUAGCUCGGGCCAGGGGGCCUAUGCCAAUAUUUAUGUGACGCAGCCGCGUCGCAUUUCGGCCAUUUCGGUGGCGGAGCGUGUGGCGCGUGAGCGUUGCGAGCAACUGGGCGACACCGUGGGCUAUUCGGUGCGCUUUGAGUCUGUCUUUCCACGUCCUUAUGGUGCCAUCUUGUUCUGCACUGUGGGCGUGCUGUUGCGGAAACUGGAGGCCGGUCUUCGUGGAGUCUCCCACAUAAUUGUGGACGAGAUCCAUGAGCGUGAUGUGAACAGUGAUUUUUUGUUGGUCAUCCUGCGGGACAUGGUGGACACGUAUCCGGACUUGCGCAUCAUUCUUAUGUCGGCAACCAUUGAUACAACGCUUUUCACCAAAUACUUUGGCGGCUGUCCCGUGCUGGAGGUACUCGGACGUGCCUAUCCUGUACAGCAGUAUUUCCUGGAAGACAUUCUCGAGAUGACCAAAUUCGUACCGUCGGCGGAGUCUCGUCGCAAGCGCAAAGAGGCAGAAGAUGAGGAGCGAAUACUUUUGAGCGAAAAUAAAGAAGAGGGCGAACUGAAUUUGAAUAAAGUUUGCGAUCCCAAAUACUCUGAGCAAACACGCAAUGCCAUGGCUAUGCUAUCUGAAGCGGAUGUCUCCUUCGAACUGCUCGAGGCCCUGCUGUUACACAUCAAAUCAAAGAACAUUCCCGGUGCCAUUUUGGUAUUUUUACCCGGCUGGAAUCUCAUAUUCGCCCUGAUGAAGUUUUUACAGAGCUCUUCGAAUUUCGGAAACCCUCAGUACCGAAUUCUGCCGUGCCACUCACAAAUACCACGCGACGAGCAGCGCAAGGUGUUUGAGGCUACGCCGGAGGGUGUAACAAAGAUUAUAUUAUCCACCAAUAUUGCGGAGACAUCAAUUACCAUCGAUGAUAUUGUCUUUGUCGUGGACAUUUGCAAGGCACGCAUGAAGCUGUUCACAUCCCACAACAAUCUAACGAGCUAUGCCACCGUAUGGGCGAGCAAGACGAAUCUAGAGCAGCGCAAGGGCCGUGCUGGACGCGUUCGUCCCGGUUUCUGUUUCACGCUCUGCUCACGUGCCCGUUUUGCUCAACUAGAGGAGAAUCUAACACCGGAGAUGUUCCGCACACCGCUGCACGAGAUGGCGCUUACCAUCAAGCUGUUGCGUCUUGGCGCGAUUCACCACUUCCUGUCUAAAGCCCUGGAACCGCCACCUGUGGAUGCUGUCAUCGAGGCGGAGGUGCUGCUGCGUGAGAUGCGCUGUCUGGAUGCCAAUGAUGAGUUGACGCCAUUGGGUCGUCUGUUGGCGCGCCUGCCCAUCGAACCCCGCUUGGGUAAGAUGAUGGUACUGGGCGCAGUGUUCGGUUGCGCCGAUCUGGUCGCCAAUAUGGCCUCCUAUUCAAGCACCUUCUCGGAGGUGUUUGCGCUUGACAUUGGACAACGCCGUUUGGCAAACCAUCAGAAGGCAUUGAGCGGAACUAGAUGCUCCGAUCAUGUGGCCAUGAUUGUGGCCACACAGAUGUGGCACCAUGAGAAGCAGCGUGGCGAGCAGGAGGAGAUACGCUUCUGCGACUGGAAGGGUCUGCAAAUGUCGACUAUGAACGUUAUGUACGAUGCCAAGACGCAGUUGCUCGACCUGCUGCAGCAAGCCGGCUUUCCCGAAGAGUGCAUGAUACCCCAUCAUGUGGAUGCGAAUCGCGAUGAUGCCGUUUUGGAUAUGGCUUUAGCAUUGCUCUGUUUGGGUCUCUAUCCCAAUAUUUGUGUGCACAAGGAGAAGCGCAAGGUGCUAACCACAGAAUCGAAGGCGGCACUGUUGCACAAGACUUCUGUGAAUUGCAGCAAUCUGGCCAUCACCUUCCCCUACCCCUUCUUCAUAUUUGGUGAAAAGAUUCGCACCCGAGCCGUCUCCUGCAAACAAAUGUCGAUGGUGUCGCCCCUGCAGGUCAUAUUGUUUGGUUGCCGGAAAGUGGACCUGGCACCAAACAAUAUUGUGCGCGUCGACAAUUGGCUGAACUUUGACAUGAACCCGGAGAUAGCUGCAAAAAUUGGUGCACUAAAGCCGGCUAUUGAGGAUCUCAUCACGCUGGCCUGCAACGAUCCCGGCAAUGUCUUGCAGCUGCCGGAUCCCUACGCAAAACUGGUCAAUGUCAUACGGGCUUUAUGCGAACAGGACGCAGGCGAUUUUAAUAUCAAGCGGGAGUCUGGAAUACUGCCCCAUCAGGCGCGUCAAUCGAAUUUCGGCGGCGGAGGAGGCGGUGGACCACCAAAGCGCACACGCUACGAUGCUGGCUUCGGGUCUGGAGGUGGUGGCGGCUAUGGUAGUAAUUCAGGUGGCGGAAGGAAUUACGGCGGCAGCAAAUAUGGCAAUGGAUCAAGAUAUAGUAGUGGUGGUAGCACCAUUACCAGUGGAGGGGUUAGCGGUGGAAGCGGCUACGGUGGAGGCGGAUACGGUGGUAGUGGCAGCUACGGCAACGGAGGAGGAGGCUAUGGUGGUGGGGGCAACGGCGGUGGAAGCUAUGGUGGUGGAAGCUACGGUGGUGGUGCUGGUGGAAACUACGGCGGCGGUGGAAGUUACGGUGGAGGUAGUAACUACAACAACAGCGGCGGAGGUGGCGGCUAUGGUGGUGGUGGCAACUUCAACAGCGGUGGAGGGUACACUGGUGGUAUCAGAAACUGGGGCGGCAACAAUUGGGGCCCCUUCAACAACAGUGGCGGAGGUGGCGGUGGUGGUAACGGAGGCGUUUAAAUAACAAUUUCAUAGUGUAUUACAUUUUUAUUUUAUUCCUAAAUAAAUAUAACCUCGUAUAUACAUAUUAUAUACGUACAUACA
Messenger RNA from Scaptodrosophila lebanonensis, 4144 nucleotides. It is a transcript of the gene mle, whose product is annotated as dosage compensation regulator. Gene Ontology annotation, biological process: positive regulation of transcription by RNA polymerase II; regulation of mRNA processing. The record is from RefSeq and is a predicted model, not a curated record. The coding region runs from base 59 to 4060 and encodes 1333 amino acids. Gene Ontology annotation, molecular function: ATP binding; 3'-5' DNA helicase activity; 3'-5' DNA/RNA helicase activity. Gene Ontology annotation, cellular component: nucleolus; ribonucleoprotein complex; intracellular anatomical structure. Lineage: Eukaryota; Metazoa; Arthropoda; Insecta; Diptera; Drosophilidae. The transcript has 5 exons.